Molecule: messenger RNA, 1678 nt
Organism: Oryzias melastigma (Indian medaka)
Lineage: Eukaryota; Metazoa; Chordata; Actinopteri; Beloniformes; Adrianichthyidae
Product: C-type lectin domain family 17, member A
Exons: 6
Coding region: 368-1069 (233 amino acids)
Source: RefSeq, a predicted model, not a curated record
AUUCAUCAUUUAUUGUAUUUAUUAUGGUAUUGUAGUUAUCCUUCAAAAAAAAAUAUGCUGGAAAGAAGCCUAUAAAAAUAUGCAGCUUGUGUUUCCAAAGAUUCACAAUCCCUUAUUAAAAUAGCAAAAUCCGACGCCUUCAGCUCUUUUCUGUUUGGACAGCUGCUGAGAGGACAAGUUAAAAAAAAGAGUAACAGCUGAAUUUAAUAGAAGUUCUGCUUUAGUCACGACACUUAGAUUAACCACACUCCUGUUUCCUGUCACAUGACAUUAACUUCCCACCACAUCAAUAUUAACCAGAAAUAGCAACAGCUUCUCAGUGAACACAUCUGUGUUUUUCACACAUUCGUAGACUUCCAUCCUUACGAUGGAAGCCGUUUAUGGAAAUGUUGAACCCAAAAAACCUAUGUGCCAACUUCCUGUAUCAAAUCCACCAGCUUCCAUCAAGUUCAACAGAAGAUGUUAUCUCAGUGUUAUUAUUUUCAUGGUAAUGCUGAGUGUUCUCCUUCUGGCUGGACUCAUCGUUUUCGGCCUCUUCUAUGUUGACUCGGUCAGAAACUUGUCAGAAAUCUCUGACAGCAAAAACAAUGUGACUGAGCACCUGAAUGCGGUUAUUGAGAGGCUGAAUUCCAGCCUCAUUAAAACAACCAAGAAGCUGAUGGACUUUAAACAAGGGGAAACAGGAUGUCCUGCUGAAUGGAUCAGAUUUGGCUCUUCUUGUUACUUCUUCUCUAGAGACUCAAAGUCCUGGGAUGAAGCAAGGAACUUCUGCAGAGCCAGAGAAGCAGAUCUGGUGGUGAUAAACUCCAAAAAUGAAAAGACUUUUGUUUCUGCAUUCAGAGAUACACCAGUUUGGAUUGGACUGACUGACGGAGCUGUGGAGGGAACCUGGAAAUGGGUUGAUGGAAGCUCUCUGACUCUGCCAUUCUGGGGAGAAGAUCAACCUGAUAAUGGUGGUGGCAUCUCAAGUUACGGAGAGGAGGACUGUGCUGAAAUUAGAUAUGGCUUUCCUGGAUCUUGGAAUGACGUUUCAUGUAAGAAUUCAAUGAAGUGGAUCUGUGAAAAAUAAGCAAAUCGGUUUCUUUUUUAAAAUUACUUAAAAUUAUGGUUUCUUUUUAACAUUGUUUACCUUUCUAAAUAAAUACAAGAUACAAGAGCUGAUGCUUCUCUAACCCAUACAAAAAAUAUUUCUUUUUCUAAUGCAAAAAAUACCUGCAGCUCAAAUUGAAAGUAAGGUAAAUGAUAUUACAAAAAAUUGAAUAUUAAAUUAGUGAGAUGUCUUCUUUAUCAACAUAUAUUUUGUAUCUGUAGGUGUUGCUUUUUAAUGUGAUGUUUGAUAGAAAAUCGAACAAAGUUUAGCAUUUCUUUAUUGGAGUUAAGAACAAACUAGUAAUUGAUCUGUUACCAUUUUAAAAUUGUUCAUGCUUUUUUUUUUUUUUUUACUUCAGUUGAAUGAGGUCACAAAAUGGAGGUUAUGUACACAGUCGUUGGCUUCUUCUAAAUCAAAAUUCUCAUGCAACAACACCGCACUUCCGUUUGCACAUCACACCUAAUACUCUGUGGAAGUUUAAUGUGGUUACUCACAUUCUUUUGUUUGUGCAAAGCAUGCUGGAAUUUAAAUGUGCUGAACGUGAAACUAUAAAAAACACAAUAAAAAGCUACUUAUUUUUUGCUUGUA